AUGAAUGACAAGAAGUUCUCCUUCAUGAUGGGCAUCUUCUGUAUCCUCAACACCAUCCAGUUCCUCAUCUUUGAAGUGAACGAGGUUGCAUACAUCGGCUACGAGGACAACUUCAGCAUCUACAAGGAGACAAAGUCUGAGCUAGUCUCUUGGGUCACGACCUACAAGAAGCACAUCAACAUCUGCCUAUCCACCAUCACCCUCAUGGUCAGCUCCUUGUUCCUCUAUUGCAUCCACAUCAGCAACUACGUGGGGCUGCUGUGUUACACCAUGUGGAUCAUCACCUAUGAGCUCCUCAGCUUCUCCGUGGUCCUGCUCACCAACGGGAUCAUCAAAGAGCAGUUCAAGGAGCUGAGGUACUUGCACUUGAUUUUCCAGGUCUCCCGAAUGAUCCUGCACUUCUUCUGUCUGUCCUUCGUCACCAAGUAUGCGUACUCCCUUUACAAGGACCUCAAGGCUUUAAGCAAGACAGGCCGCCGCAAACGCUCCUCUGUCGGUACAGUUGACUCGUGGUCACCUGUCGGGCUGGGAACCUUGUCCCACAAGUUAAACUAAACUGUGCCAGGAAGAAGGGAGAGAGAGGGACAGCACUCCCCAGUGGUGGCUCGCCCUUCCCUGCCUGCCUUCUGCUGAUUCUCCUUGCCUUUUCCGGCUUCUCGAGUUUUAUGCGCUUAAGAAUGACCCUUGGGGGAGGGAGGGUUGCGUGGAUCAGUUAUUAUACAUGUGUAUUUGUGACUUGUUUUGGCAUUUAAUUAUAGACCGCCCUUGUGCUUACUCAACCAUCUCAUUGCUGUAUCCUGUUGUCUCUCAUUGUACCCUCCUCUCUGCACUUUUCUCUUGUGGAUUGCCCACUGAUGCCUGGUUCUGCUGAAUCCUUUAUGAGCAGCGCUAUUUGAUAGAAAUUUCUGCGCUGAUGGAACAGUUCUACAUCUGUGCUGUCCACUAGCCACAUGUGGCUACUGAGCACUUGGGACAUGGUUAUUACAAUCUAGGAAUCAAAUUUAAAAUUUUAUUUGGUUUUAAUUACUUUCAGUUUCAAUAGCCACACGUGGCUGGCUUGUGGCUACCAUGUCGCAGAGCACAGUAAUCUGGAGCCUCAUUUUACUCCUGCAUAUAACUGUAGACCCCCUUUCCAACUUCAUGCAUCACUCUGCUUUCCUCAUAAUGUUCAGAAAGCAGUUCCUCAUGUUGGUUCAUAACACGGCAAGAAGAAUCCCCAUUUAAGAAAGUUCC
This is a messenger RNA of Aethalodelphis obliquidens (Pacific white-sided dolphin), 1233 nucleotides long. RefSeq names its product transmembrane protein 217B (gene TMEM217B). The transcript has a single exon. Bases 1 to 555 code for a protein of 184 amino acids. Lineage: Eukaryota; Metazoa; Chordata; Mammalia; Artiodactyla; Delphinidae. The record is from RefSeq and is a predicted model, not a curated record.